UUUUGUAUACAGGUGGGCUAGAUUUCUUCUUCAAACGCUUUUUUUUAGAGUUAGUGAAAGGAAUUAUUUGAUAAACCUUGAUUCAUGCGUUUGGUGGAAAAUUUUUUACAUUGCUGCUCUGAAUCUUCAAAAUCAGUUCAUUAAUAAUGGAAGAAGAUUCAAGGUUGACGCAAGAAAUUUUGGAAUUGAAAAAUAGUUACGAGAAUGCUAUUGAUUUCUUAGAAAAUGCCACACUGAACAAAGAAUCGGUACAAGCAGCUAAAAAUAGGAUACAAACUGCAUGUUCUGCUUUGAAUGCAAUUCCAGUUUUCUUGCAUCCAAUUAAAAAGGAAAAAGAUGAAGUAAAGAUCGAAGAAUUCAGCGAUGAUGAUGACUGGGCAAACAUUAGUGAUGAAUUUGGUGACAUAGUAAAGGCAUGUGAGGAUGCAGAGAACAGUUUUAACUCCAACGAGGGAGACGCAAUGUACGAAGUAGAAAAUGGCGAAUCACCUGCUUCACUACCAGAUGAUGCUAAGCAAGAUGUGUCAGACUUGAAAAUACAGCCGUCUGAAGAAAAAGAUUUUGACUGUGAGCCUCCUACUGAAGAACACCUUAGAAUUUUAAAGCAGUUUUUUGGUCAUCAGUCAUUCAGACCCAUGCAGUGGAAAAUAAUCAGAUCUGUUCUUGAAGAGAAACGGGAUGUAAGCGCUGUGAUGGCAACUGGUUAUGGUAAAAGCUUGUGUUAUCAGUAUCCAGCUGUUUUUUCAAAUAAGCCUGUAAUAGUCGUCUCACCAUUAAUUUCUUUAAUGGAAGAUCAAGUAUUAGCUUUAAAUGUUGCUAAUAUUAGUGCCUGUUAUCUUGGAUCCCAUCAAAAACGGAUGUCGGAAGUUAAGGAAGAAAUUAUGCAAGGGAAGCACAAGGUUAUUUAUUUGACACCUGAGUUUGUUGAGGUUUAUCCUUCUCUGCUGAAGAUAUUUGAUGAGAAAUUAGGUAUUACAUUAAUUGCUGUCGAUGAAGCCCAUUGUGUGUCUCAGUGGGGACAUGAUUUCAGAGCAUCAUAUAGAAAGCUUGGUUCUUUGCGUUCAAAAUUGUCACACGUGCCAUUCAUGGCUCUCACUGCUACUGCUACACCUGUGGUUCUAAAUGACAUUUGUUCUUCCUUGCGUCUAAAAAAUCCUAUAAAAAUAUGCUCCAAUUUUGACAGGCCAAACUUGUACUUAGAGGUCUGUCUGAAGAGCAAUUCUGUUGUAAAUGAUUUAUUGAGAGUCAUGAGUAAAAAAAAUGGAAAAAUUGGCUUUUCUGGGCCGACCAUCAUUUAUUGCCCCACCAGAAGUGUCACAGAAGAUGUGUACAAAAAACUUAGAGAUAUGACUGUCUCUUGCCAAAUUUAUCAUGCUGGAAUGUCACCAGAAGAAAGGAAAAAAUCACACCAUGAAUUUGUUUAUGAUAAAGUAGAGGUUGUGGUUGCAACUGUUGCGUUUGGCAUGGGAAUAGAUAAGCCAGAUGUAAGAAGAAUAAUACAUUAUGGAGCUCCUAAAGAUAUUGAGAGUUACUAUCAAGAAAUUGGACGAGCUGGACGUGAUGGAUCACCAAGUAUAUGUCAAGUGUUUUAUGCAAAUGGGGAUUUUACUGCAUCAAAAUUUUAUCUAAAAGACAUAAAGAAUGAAACAUUUAUGGAACAUAAAGCAGACAUGAUAGCAAAAAUGCAGCAAUAUUUAGGUUCAGUCAAAUGUAGAAGACAUAUGUUAUUGUCUCACUUUGAAGGUCAUGAAGUUACCAACGUUGGAGGACAUGAAAAAUGUUGUGAUAACUGUAAAAAAAGGUCUAGAAGAGCAUUGUUAAAUAAAGCAGAUAGUUCCUCACAGAAAACUACUGACGAUAAAAAAGAUUUCACAGUAGAAGCUAAAAUACUCUUUGGUGCUAUAGAGUUCACUGGUGGAAAAUUUGGUUUGAACACGCCUAUAUUCAUUGUUAGAGGAUCGGGAAAUGUUCGUGUUACAGAUCAAAUGAAAAAAUGCCCAGAAUAUGGAAAAGGCAAGUACAUCAACUUGUGGCAUUUGGGUUGUAGGAACUUCGGCUUGAAGUACUUCGACCUGUGGCAUUCCGACUUGAGGGCCAUCAACUUGAAGCACUUCGGCUUGAGGCAUUUCGGUCGCCUUCUGGUUUGUGAAAAAUAUUUAGUUGAAAAACGCCUGAGUUCAUUUGGACAAGGCAGAGUGUUUGGAUGUACUGUUGAGAUGACAGCAAAAGCAAGAGAAUGGUUUCGUAAAUAUAAACGUAAUCCCGAGAACUGUUUGCCCUUAAUUCUUGAAGUGAAUGCAGAAUUGGAAGCUUAUGAAGAGAAAAAAGUGACAAUAACACUGAAGAAAACGGCUGAACCUUCAGUUCAAAAGACAAGAAUUCUUAAUGCACCAUCUGGUUCCUUGGAAAUAGAAUUAGAACCUUUAGAUGAAGAUGAGAUGCAAGUUCCAGAAGACAUUGAUCCACGUGAAGAAGAACUAAAAGGUGUACUUUUCAAAAAACUAAUGGCCUUAAGAAAUAGAAUUGCAGACAAUGAGGCUGUUGCUCCUUACAUGGUUUUCAGCAACAAAAACCUUUUGGACAUUGCUGUGCACAGACCCGUUUCUUUGAAGUCUCUGUCCCAAAUAGAAGGUGUUACAGCUGCUAGAAUUUCCAAAUUCGGAAAGCAAAUGACUGAUUUGGUUUGUAAAUUUUGUGAAGAGAAUGAGUUGGAAAAGGAUGUGUUUUCAAAUUCUUCAAAAGAAGCAAGUAAGGUGACUUUCACUUUAGAUCCUCUUGUGCGUGAGUUGAACAGCAGUGCCCAAGAGUCAUAUAAAAUGUGUGAAAUCGAAGAUAAAGAUGUCAACCAAGUUGCUUCUGAAAGAAGUCUUUCUGUUAACACAAUCAUUUCUCAUUUAUGUGAAGCUUUGAAAUUGGGACUUCCUGUAAAUUUGAAGCGUGUUGGAGUUACUCCUGAAAUUUUUAGAUUGAUUUCUGCUGUUAUACGUUCUGAACCUAUAAAUUCAGACAUAAGCAGAGUAACACCUAUCAAGCAAUUAUGUCCAGAUUACAUAGAAUUCAAUCAUAUUAAAGUGGUCAUUGCAUAUAUGCAAAAUAAAUUUGGUGUGAACCAGUCUGAAGCUUCUCA
Molecule: messenger RNA, 3127 nt
Organism: Uloborus diversus
Lineage: Eukaryota; Metazoa; Arthropoda; Arachnida; Araneae; Uloboridae
Product: bifunctional 3'-5' exonuclease/ATP-dependent helicase WRN-like
Biological process (GO): telomere maintenance; double-strand break repair via homologous recombination; DNA replication
Cellular component (GO): cytoplasm; nucleus; nucleoplasm
Molecular function (GO): nucleic acid binding; ATP binding; 3'-5' DNA helicase activity
Source: RefSeq, a predicted model, not a curated record